AUGUCAUUCUGGGAUAAUAAUAAAGGCACUUUUCUUGCUGCUGGGAAAGCCACGGCUAAAGGAAUUGGAACAGGUACUAAAGCAUUAGGAAAGGCAGGGUACAGAACAUACAAGAAUAGUCAAGGUGAAAGAAAGGGAGCACCAGGUAAUGAAGCAGACAAGAUAGAAAGAUCUAAUUAUGAAAAUAGUAACAACAUAAAUACAAGUGCCAACACAGGUGCCUAUUCAGGUUCAAAUACAGGUUCAAAUACAGGUUCAAAUACGGGAUCAAAUUAUUACCAGAGCCAACCUAGACAUGUUGACGUCAAUGCGUAUCCGCUCCCACCUACGAGAGUUGCGGGACCUGGAGAAGUGAGGCCUUUGGACCAUCAGGCUCAAGGUCAACAAGGCCAGCAACCUCAGCAACCUCAACAACCUCAACAACCUCAACAACCUCAACAACCUUAUUCUCAAAAUGCACAGUAUUCACUGGCUCCAUACCAACCCCAACAGCCUCAACAACCUCAGCAACCAUAUUCUCAGGCUCCAUAUCAACCUCAACAACCUCAGCAACCUCAACAACCUCAGCAACCAUAUUCUCAGGCUUCAUAUCAACCUCAACAACCUCAACAACCUCAACAGCCGCAACAGCCUCAACAGCUUCAACAACAAUAUUCUCAAGGUGCGCAACAUUCCCAAGCUCCAUACCAGCCGCAACAACAGAUUCAAUCACAGUCACUUACAGAAGGUGAAAGGCCAAUUCCGACACCUCCAACCCAAGCGGGAACUCAACCUCAAUUUCAGCCCCAGCAUCAGCAACAACAAAAUGGACACAUACAGCAGUCUUAUACUGCCGAAUCUCAACAACCCACGUACCAGGUAGAACAGCAGCAACAAUCAUACCUGACCCAACCGCAACAACAAUUUCAACAGCCUAUCUACCAACCUCAACCACAACUGCAAGUGCCGUACCAACAGCCUUCGGAAGCAGAUGUUUCGAGCCAACAUCCACCAGCAUAUGGUGAUAGCCAAAUGCAAAAUAUCCAACAAGAACCCACUCAAGUAGAUAGCGAACCUGUUAAAAAAUCUUUACCUGAUCCUUCCCUGUUUGCGCCACCUCCAAUUCAUAAAAACAGGGGAGCUUCAGAAUCAUCGAAUUCUCCAUCUUUUAAGAAGACUGGCCUUAGUGGAAAACCAUCUCCUGCUGGUAAAUAUGGAAUUCCGAGUACCCCAAAGCCCACCACUUUGGAUAUGGAUCCUUCAAAACUAGGACCGCCUCCUCCUAAACCAUAUAGAGAAAAUUCUGAAACUACGCUUAACUCAGCUUCAUCAAACAUUCGACAGACCCCACCAUUGCCUACUCGUCAAUCUAGUAGCACAACCCAAAAGCAGUUGCAAACUACGUCUACUCCUGUUCCUCCACCACGGAGUAAUACCGUGAGCGUGAAUUCUGCGUCUUCCCAAGAAUCUAGCUUACCUGUUCCUCUACCAUUACGAGACAACACUGGUUCUGACGGUUCUCAAAAGAAAGCACCACCUCCGAAACCUACAAAGAAGCCCACGCAAUUAUCUUCCAAUGGACCUCCAAAAAAUGCAGAAACCGAUACAUAUAAACAAGAAACAAAAAAUUCCAUGCCUAACUUUGCCGAAGAAAUUGCUUUACGAAAAAAUACGAAUAAUAGUUUAAGUGGUAAGAGCAAUUUAAAUUCAGACUUUAAUUCAGAAUUGAAGAGUAAAUUAGAACCAGUUAAUUCUGAAAAUCAUGCAAAAACGGAGCCGUCUAAUUCCACUCCUUCUCUGGUGAAGCCAAAGCCGAAGGUGAUGCCCAAACCAAAAAUUGGUCCAAAGCCUGAAAUUUCCCCAAAUUCUUCUAUUUCACCCAAGCCAGAGACAAAAGUAAAGCCUAUAAUUAAAUCCAAACCUGAAAUAAAGGCCAAACCUGAUGUAAAAACGAAACCUAUCAUUGGAACCAAACCUGUAAUGGCAUUCGGUUCUAAGGAUAUUGAGAAUGAUCUGCCCAUUUCUGACUCGCCUAGUAAUCUACAUGUCAACAAAUCCAACACUCCUCCACCACCAAUUCCAAGACCUCGAAGUGCUACGUCUAAUAAUUCUACUCCACCUCCUCCACCUCCAUCCAGGAAUUACAGAAGAGCUAAGGCAGCUGCUCCGCCAAUUGAAAUGGGUCCCCCAAAUCUUGAUUUACAGUUGUCAACAGGCUGGUUCGCAACCACCUCGGGACCAAUGGUAUUGCCUAAGGAUUUGUCUGGUCUUAACUACAAUACCACUUAUCUGUAUAUCACUCGUGGUUCUGACAAAUCGCAUACUAGGAAUAUUAAUUUAAGGCUACGCGAUUUGGCUAUGAUUUCUUACGCCAUUACAUGGCUGAAUGAUAAUAUCAACAAUGCAAAAGUAGAAGUUACUAAAUUUAUUCCAUCUCCAAUAUUUAAUAGAAUACCAACUGUGGAUGAAUUAAUUGCUAACCAAAAUAGGUUUGGCGAAUACGUAGCUUCAUGGAGUGAGAAUAAAAUUGGCCAGAAAGUUGGAACUGGAGAGUGUUGGGAUCUUGCUCGUGAUGCUUUGCUAAAGGGUUGUGGAAAACAUGCGUUUGUAUCAACUUAUUAUCACCAUGGUUAUCCUAUAAUUCUGCUUCGGGGUUCUGAAAAUGGUAUCUCAUACGUUGAUGGAAAAUCACCUUUAGAUGAAUUGAGAAGAGGUGAUAUUUUGCAAUAUACUUCUUGUACAUUUAAGGAUAAAAGUCGAGGAUCAGUGAGCACUGUGGGUAAUCCAGAUCAUACAUCAGUGGUAUUGGAAAAUACCGGAGAUAAGUUGAUAAUAGCUGAACAGAAUAUUAAUAAUUUGAAGAUAGUAAAGAAAACGGAAAUUUGCCUACAAAACUUAACCCAAGGUAUUGUGGUUGUAUAUAGACCGAUGCCGACUGAAUGGGCAGGAGAUUUGUAG
This is a messenger RNA of Debaryomyces tyrocola, 2937 nucleotides long. The record is from the annotation of a GenBank genome assembly. Lineage: Eukaryota; Fungi; Ascomycota; Pichiomycetes; Serinales; Debaryomycetaceae.